AUGUCUAACUAUUAUUAUUCGAAGACUUCCUACGACGAGUAUACAAUGCAGUCCGGUGUCAGCCCGCGAGGAAUUGGAUUUCCUGUGUACUACUAUCCUACUGCCUAUCAAAAACAGCCAAACUAUCCGCUGAGUCCUCGCCAGGCGCAGGCAGUUCAGCGCCAAGCGCCGGCGCCUGUUUUCGGGCGUCCGCUAACGGAAGAAAAUCAGCAGCAUCCACCGAGACAACAGCAGCAUGCAUACCAGCAGCAGCAACAUCCAAACCAACAUCAACAACACAGACAACCUUCACCAACUCUACACAGUCCUGGUUCAGUUAGCCCCGGGAGCGUGCGAUUUGGGCAUCAAAAACGCUCCAAUAUCCCCAACAACUACCUGACGUUCAUCGCAGCUCCCGUUGGUAGCAAAUUAUAUGGGGACUUUCCUGAACUCACCGGCGAUCGCCCCAGAUCCGCCGCAUCGGUGGGUUAUUCUCCUGUACUGCAGCGAAAAGCAGAACAACACCAAAACUCUGCUUUUGGGACGUUUCCUAGAAGUUUUCAACCACCUAAGGUAAUCCUCGAGCAGUAUCCGGAUGAAAAUCGCUACGAGGAACAGCCGAACGCCACCAUGGAGACGACAGUCACCGGCCAAGGUCAGCCGAAACGUGUUGGACGUUGGACACUCGCUCAGCUAAGGCAGACCGAUGGUAUUAUUCCCAGCCAAGCCGGAUGGAACAAGGGAGAUUCACAAAAACUUAUGACCAAUUUCGGUACACCUCGAAACACAGCCACUCGUGUGAAGUCCGAGAAUUUGCAGGAAAUUCCCGAAGAGAUUGCAAACCGUACGCACGGUGAAGUGCGUCUACAGUCCGGCACGAACAAAUUCAGUUCACAACGUGGUAUGACCGGUUUCGGUACUGGACGUGACGUAUGUCGAGAGGGAAAGCACGUAAACACCAAUCCGGCUGAUUUGUCGGAGCUUCCCGAGGAGAAGAUCCGCCUCUCAGAUGGUAUAGUACGUCUGCAAGCCGGUACCAACAAGUAUGACUCACAAAAGGGUAUGACUCUCUUCGGGACAAACCGUCGUGAGACCACAAAGAUGCUCGACACGAAGCAUCCCGACUAUGAUCACGAACGGCCGGAUCAGUCGGAGAUCCCACUGCAAUCUGGUACUAAUAAGUUCGCGUCACAAAAGGGAAUGACUGGAUUCGGUACGUCACGUCGUGAAACCACAAAGAUGGUCGACAGCAACCAUCCCGAGUAUGACCAUGAAGCGUCCAUUGAUCAGACCACAAUCCCCAGUCAAAUGGGUUCGAACAAAUACGCCUCACAGAAGGGAAUGACUGGAUUCGGACAACCACGUUGGGAGGUUCUCGACCCUUCGAUUUCGUGGCAGAACCGCAAAUCUCAAGGCAUGGUACGUCUACAAUCUGGUACCAACAGAUUUGCUUCGCAGCAGGGUAUGACCGGUUUCGGAACGUGCAGAAACACCACGUAUGAGGCUGAAGGCGGUGAACUACCGUAUGAAGCGAUGAAGAUUUCCGAGACUAUCAUCCCCAGCCAGGCUGGUUGGAACAAGGGAGACUCUCAGAAGAGGAUGACGUCAUUCGGUGCUCCACGUGACGUUAAGGGAAAACAUCUGAAGAGAAUCUGGGAACUCGAAUAUCCCGAGGAGGCUGAGGUCUCCCUCGAUCGUCUGUAA
Messenger RNA from Necator americanus (New World hookworm), 1683 nucleotides. RefSeq lists its product as uncharacterized. Gene Ontology annotation, biological process: actin filament organization. The record is from RefSeq and is a predicted model, not a curated record. The transcript has 11 exons. The coding region runs from base 1 to 1683 and encodes 560 amino acids. NCBI's taxonomy places the organism in Eukaryota, Metazoa, Nematoda, Chromadorea, Rhabditida, Ancylostomatidae. Gene Ontology annotation, molecular function: actin filament binding. Gene Ontology annotation, cellular component: actin cytoskeleton.